GCGCAGCGAGAAAACAUAUGUCACAAUUUAAACUCUUUUAUAGAGGAUAAUGUCAUAUAACCAUUGCCUCAGUUCCAGCCUGGAAAUAUUAUUAAACUGUGUGAAAACGCCAGAGAGACACAUUCAACAUCCACAAACUGAACUUAGUGCAGUACUACGCAGAGCAUCGGCGCUGCGUGUUGCCAUUGACAACUGAGUCUGGAACAAACCCCAAUGUCACAGCAGCGUUCACGUGACAAGGAAAAACUAACGCGCGGCACUUAGUUACCCAAACACUUUCUUCACAUUGAUGAAGGGUGCUAAUGGCAUAAAACUAUGGUAAAUUAUUGGUCUUUGUUGCUUUUAUUUCAAAUGGGAUGCUGUUGUUCUAUAGUUCUGUACACUAGUGGCCUGAUUUAAUAUAAUGCAAAGUAACGCCAGAAAACCAGAUCCAGUAAGACCCCGACUAAGCAGUGUCAGUUCUGGUGGUGAAACAAAACAAGUCCGCAAAGUUCACACCAGAAAGGUUCCUUACAGAGUUGGAUACAGCUGGAACAAAGGUGGAAGACUCAAGGAGCUGAGAAUAAGGCACUUGGCAAGGAAGUUCCUGAAGAUAUGGAUGCAGAAUACCUUUGGCCGAAUUCUCCCCCAUAAAGCCAAGUCCCACUAUAACAGCGUGGUCUUGAGACGAGCCUUUGAAGGAUGGAGAGACGAGUGGUGGAUGUCCAGGAGGGAGUGGGGUCUUACAAUGCGGGCAGAGUGUCACUACAGGUAUUAUCUGUAUAAUUUGGCAUUCCAUAGCUGGCGAACUUUUACGUCAUUGCAGAUGCAAAAGAAGAGCAAAGUCCAAAAUGCUCAAUCAUUUGCUGACAGGCAACGGAUGCGUCUGGUUUGGGACAGAUGGGAGGUUUUCACAGAGAUGAGGCGAAUGAAGAGCAGAAUGCUUGAAUCUGCCCUUGAGCAGAACAGACUUGCAACUCUGCAUUCAGCAUGGAGCUUGUGGCAGACUAGGCUGCAGCAGCAACAAGACUUUUACACUUUAGAGGACCAAGCUCUGAAACAGAGGGCGCUAACUUUGCAGAGCAGGACUUGGCUUCAGUGGAAAGAAAUGCACACAACUGCUUGUUGCCAGAAAGAGAAAGAAUCCAAAGCUGUACUUCACUUCAUCCUCAGACUGAAAAGAAAAACAUUACAUUGUUGGAAAACAUAUGUGUUUUGUCUCCAAACCAAGAAAAAGUCACAAGCUGUGGCUCAGCGUGCCUGCCAUCUCCGCCUGGUGAUAAUGUGUUGGAGUAAAUGGAGCAGCGCGUUGCAUUGCAAACGGAGCGAGGAGGACCGUUUGCAAGCUGCGGGGCAUUUGGCUGUACAGAGCACCCAACGCAGAGCACUGGAGCGCUGGAGAGCUUUAGAUGUGAUGUUGUGCAGAGAAGAGGCUCAAAAAAACAGGAUUGCAACUCAACAUUAUCAUCAUCAUCUACUGCGUGCUGGAUCACAGGGACUUUGUCUUAACGUCAUCUGGAACAAAACACACCGACUGAACAACAACAUGGCUGUCCAACAUCAUCAUCAAACUAUGACAAAUAAGUAUUGGAAGCUGUGGCAGGACUGUCUGGAGGAGGCUGAAGACAAGAGUUUUCAACCCCUAACAGAAAUGGCACUGACUAAACACAGCACAUCCCUGUUGAGCAGCUGUUUCCACCACUGGAGAGAGAAACUUGCUGAACAAAGGCACAUGCAGGAAUUGGAGCAUCGUGCAGACAUUUGGUUUGCUGAACACAUGUUGCCUUGGUGUUUCAACUCAUGGGUUGAGUUUACUCUGCAGAGAAGACUCCGUAAACAGAGGAGCCACAAGGCAAAAGUCUACAAUCAGCAACGUCAGCACUCUUGGGUGUUUUACACCUGGUGGGCACGAUCGGAGAAGCACAAGGAGCAGAUGCUUUCUGAGCGGAUGGCAAUUCUACACGAGGAGCGCUGCCACUUGCAGAGAGCCUGGGGUCACUGGAGGCAGCGGACAGAGCAGCAAAUCAAUGAGGAGGAGAAACAGGAGGCUUCAGACCGUCUGUACCUACGCAGAUUGAUCCACAAGACGAUGACACAGUGGAGGGACAACAGCACUGAGAUACGAGACAGGAGAAAUCGAGAGCAACAGGCUUGUCAUCAGGGUGACCUGCGCUGCAUGAGAUGGGCUGUGGAAAAAUGGAAAAAGUUUGUUCAGAGCCAGCGAGUGAAGAAAAGCAGACUGAAGCAGAUGCAGCGUUACCAUGAAGUUAAACUUGUCAAACACACAUUUGUGGCCUGGAAGAAACACCACUUACAGAUGUCUCAGAUCUGUGGUCAUGCAGAGGAACUUUACAGACAACAAAAACAGAACUUUCUCAGGAAGGUUCUCUCUGUUUGGAGGGAGAACGCAGUGCUGCUGACAGAGGUCAGGCUCGUGGAGCGACGAGCACAGAGCCACUUUCAGCAUUUCCUUCAGCUUAAGGUGUUUCUUGCUUGGAGAGAAUCAACAACAUGUGCAGUGUCAAAGCGCCACCAGCAGGGGGAAGCAGUCAGCAGGGCUCAGAGGUCCAUAAGCCAAGUGCGGCUGCUGCGAUCUUUCAGACAAUGGAGGAAGCAAACCAGGGAGGCUUGGAGAGAGAGGAUAUGCAUGGAAAAAGCCAGACAGCGCCAUGAGUCCAACAUCCUUUCUAAAGCACUGAAAGCAUGGAAUAAACAUCACUACCAGUAUCAGAAAAAUAAGGUUAUGAAACGACAGGGACUCUUUUUGCUGAGAUUAAAGAUGUACCAGACAUACUUUGAACAGUGGAAAAUGAAGCUGCAGUACAGACAGAGAGAAGCUAAGCAGACAGAGCGAGCGCUCUGGCACUGGUCCCUCACUCUUCAGGCCAAGGUGUUGUACGGAUGGAGGCUGUGGGUCACGGAGCAGCGCAGGAAACACGAGCAGGCGGCCAGAGCUGCACAGGUCUACAGAGACCAGCUGCUGAGGGAGGGCGUGACAUGCAUCCUCACAUACGCUGCUCACAUGAAUGAUCUCACAACGAGCCUAACGCAACACAGCCAAGAGCAGUCUGUCCUGCAGAGGUCGCGACAUCUCCAGAGGGUGGUUAAGCGUUGUGCUAUGCGGUGGAAGCAGCGGGUGCUGUGUAAACCCCAAAGAGAGCAAGAGGUCAAAAGGCAACCGCUGAAAAAGAGUGUGACCUUCUGUUUGACUACACCUGGAUUGAAGAGUGUUUCUCCGUCUGACUCAGUGGAGCAGGAAGCUGAGGAUGGAGUGCUUAGCGAGCUACUGCUCAGCCGCACCUCUCGACGUCAGCCACGUCGCUGCGAGGAACUGUUAGAGUCUCCACUGAAAAUAAACACCCCAAAGCAGUCUGCCGUCACCAGCACCAGUUGUCUUUCACAGGAAGGCCGUCCUACAGUGUUGUCCUGCCGCCACCCUGCUAAAGUCCCUGUUACCUCCACACACCAGAGCAUCAUCAUACCUAAUGUGUCACCCUCUGACCCUCACAUGUCCACUAUGGACUCUCCUCAGGAAAACCAAGACGUUCUUUUACCCCCCUCUGCUUUCAUGACCACCAAGCCUGAAGAUUCAUUGGGGAAGACCAGCAGCUCAGGUUCUGGAGAUGCUCCACUUGUUCCUUCCUUUAAACAACACUCACCAGCUUCUCCAGCAUCAAGUGGAGUAACUGUAGAAGAUGCAGCGAUGGAUCCAACUUCAAAUCUGACCAGAAAGCUGCUCAGCAUCCAGCUGGACAUGAAGACAUACCAAGAGGACAGGAAGCAGCUCCGGGCAUGGCAAAAACUGAAAGAGGUAUUACAAAGUUGGCUGCAGACCAGCGGAAAGGAUGAACAAAUGGAAAAAAAUGCUGUUUGUCAAGAGUUGAAGGAGUUGGAGGAGCGCAUCGACAGACUGUCCACUGAACUGGCAAAACGGAAACCAGCGAUGCUGCUGCAUGCAGAGAGGAUCCAGCAUUUACAGACUGUCCUCGCAGAUCACGCUGUGUUUACAACAUGACAGGAAAUAGUUAAGUCGUCACACCCGAUUACACCUGCUGAUUGUUCGGACUGUUGACACAAGAAUUGAAAAAGAAAACUGUUCACCAGCUGAUACAUCUUUUGCUAUAAGCUUGCUUUUUUUUUAGAUUGAACAUUUAUACCUCUACUGCACUCGGCUUGUGAGGGAAUAAAAGGAUAUGUUAAUAUGUGUUCUUGUUGAAUAUCAUGUAAUUUGACUGAGCAUAUCCAAAAACAUUAAAGUCAAGUUCCUUACAGCAGCUUUCACUGCUACAUCUACACUUAAAAUCUGCGAAAACUUUGGCUAGGGGUCGUCCUUGUGACAGAUGGUGCUGAAUAUUUUCCAUAUGUGUGAAAAAAAGUAACUUUGCUAUUUUCAGAGGACCUGCCUUUGUGCAAUGUGUUUCUAUUUAUCCGUUAGUACCAGAGCCUCUUAUGCUUUGGAAAAUCUAUGCAGGAGUAUCGGGGAAAGGAAAUAGAAAGGCCAGCUGUCUGUUGUGCUCUGCAGACUACAGACAGAUUUGAUCUACAACAGGGCAGAAUGCGAGGACUUUAUGCCAUUUUACUCUUUUUCAUCUUUGUCUGCUGCAUCAGGGGUAAGAUAUGUUACUGAACUAGUUUAUUUACUUAAAUUGUUAAGUUAUUUUAUGUUCAUAUUCAAUCAAUUGUACUGUUGAAUGUUCUAAGUCUUUUUAUUCGUUUUACAUGUUUGCUUUUGGUUGUUAUGGCAAGAUUGUUGCUCUCUUUUUGGAGCUUUUUGUUGACAUUAUUAAAACUGAUUUAAACAUUA
This is a messenger RNA of Siniperca chuatsi (mandarin fish), 4783 nucleotides long. It is a transcript of the gene sfi1, whose product is annotated as SFI1 centrin binding protein. NCBI's taxonomy places the organism in Eukaryota, Metazoa, Chordata, Actinopteri, Centrarchiformes, Sinipercidae. Gene Ontology annotation, molecular function: phosphatase binding. Bases 404 to 3994 code for a protein of 1196 amino acids. The record is from RefSeq and is a predicted model, not a curated record. The transcript has 31 exons.